AUGGGCCUUUCAUCUGCAUUUCUGCUCUUGGCGCUCGCCGCCCUAACCCCCUUCCUCUAUGAGCGAAGUCAGGUGCUGGUCAUGUUUUACAACAAUGCUCCCGAACGCCUCGUCAAGAUCAACACGUUCAAAAGCCACAGCGUAAAAUUCGCCGAUCGCAUCAGGAGCUGCGAAGAUGUGCUGCUUCUAGAGGACGAGGGCAUCGCCGUUUUGGCCUGUGACCCUGGUCGAGAGAGGUGGAACACGGUCAUGGGCGUCUUUGCUCCUGGACCCGUCGCCGCCGCCGGGCUCUAUGUGUACGACUACAAGGUUGCGGCCGAUGAGGACGCGUUGCGGAGCAUCGAGCUCGUCAACUUCACCACCGCCGCCGACUUUCACACUCUCGGCAUGGCAUACGACAAGACCACGUCGACGCUCUACGUCUCGAACCACGCCAAAGCUGGUCCACGGAUUGAGACAUUCAAGCUGAGCAUCGGCGAGCUCACAGCGACCCAUACCCGGACGAUUCAGCAUACCCUCAUCAACGGCCCCAACGCCAUCGCGCUGAUCAACAGUGACGAGUUUUACGUCUCCAACGACCACUAUUUCACCGCAACCUGGUCCAAGGCGCUCUCCAAAGUAGAGACCUAUCUAGCACUGCCUUUAGGAACCGUCGUGCACGUAAAAACACACGGCGGCGAAACCCGGGCCAGCGUCGUUGCACGCCUACCAUUCGCCAACGGCAUCGAGAUUCUGAACAGCACCACCGUCGCCGUUGCUUCAACCAGUGGUUCAGUCGUCAACCUGUAUGAUGCCCGGAGGGACGGUUCGCUCACCUAUCGAUCCCGCAUUCGCGUUCCGUUUCUGCCCGACAACAUGUCCCUCUCCGGGGGAAAGCUUCUCAUCGCAGGCCAUCCACAUCCACCUGCUCUGACAAAAUUUACGGAGACGCGGCGCAUUUGUAACGAUCCAGACGCGCUAGAGGAGGCGUCCAGCGAGAUGAAAGAGUAUUGCGCAGUCGGAAACGCACCAUCUGCGGUCGCCGAAUGGAGCGAGUCGACCGGCCUGAGAAUGCUGUAUCUUGAUACGUUGUACCCAACCAGCGCCACGGCUGUGAGAGAUGUAAACAGGGGAGUCGGCAUUGUGUCUGGCCUAUACGCAAAGGGAGUAUUGGUCUGGAGAAAUUGA
Messenger RNA from Drechmeria coniospora, 1167 nucleotides. Its product is annotated as Six-bladed beta-propeller, TolB-like protein. Gene Ontology annotation, molecular function: arylesterase activity. Lineage: Eukaryota; Fungi; Ascomycota; Sordariomycetes; Hypocreales; Ophiocordycipitaceae. The transcript is spliced from 3 exons. The record is from RefSeq and is a predicted model, not a curated record. Bases 1 to 1167 code for a protein of 388 amino acids.